This is a messenger RNA of Centruroides sculpturatus (bark scorpion), 2408 nucleotides long. RefSeq lists its product as uncharacterized. The coding region runs from base 370 to 2022 and encodes 550 amino acids. The transcript has a single exon. The record is from RefSeq and is a predicted model, not a curated record. NCBI's taxonomy places the organism in Eukaryota, Metazoa, Arthropoda, Arachnida, Scorpiones, Buthidae.
UUGGCUGGAUUUUGAAUGGUAACCGGACUAAUGUCUCGAUUCACCCAGUCCAGGUUAAUAGUAUUGCAACUCCUUUGGACCCGAUACUACGAUCAAUGUGGGAUCUGGAUACCCUCGGCAUCUGAGAGUCGGAGGAGAAGUCAUUGACCGUCUAUGAUGCACACCUGCUCGACGGCUUCCGUCAAUCUUUCCGGAUCAAGGGAAAAAAUGCAGAGGUCUGUCUGCCCUGGAAGUAGAACAUCCGCCUCACAGAUACAAACCGCACAACUGCUCUGUACCGUUUCGAGACCCUACGUCGCAGAUUCAGCAAAGAUAUAGAGUUCAGCAAUAUGUACACCCGCCACAUGCUCAACUACUUCUCCAACGGUUAUGUGGAACAGGUUGACGAACAAGCAACAUUACAACAGACCUACUACUUGCCACAUCACGCAGCAAUCCGAAGUAAACAACAUUUCCAAAUGGCAUAUCGUAUUUGAUGCUUCUUCUCAUGUGAAAGGACACCCUGCCCUCAAUGAUGCCUUGAAAGUGGGUCCCAACCUGAUGCCGAACAUCAUAGCGACACUACUUUGCUUUCAUCUUCACAAAAGGGCAUUAGUGAGAGACGGCAGUCAAGCCUUCCUCCAGCUAACCUUGCACCCCGACAACCGAGCUGUCACCCGCUUCUUCUGGUUUAAGGUGGUCACUGACGAAAAGAGGUAUCUACACACUACGAAGGAAUUGGCCGCCUACCGGUUCCAAUGCCUGCCUUUCGGACUAGCUUUCAGUCCAUUUCUCCUAUCAGCCGCACUCCGGGAACUUGCAGCCAGUUCCACAAUCAGCCACCCCUCAGCUGCCCACAUUCUGGACAAAGGUUUAUAUAUGGACAACUUUUCAGCAGGAGACGAUGAUGAUCCCGCUGUUAUACAAAUAUAUCGGGACAUUACAGAUAUGAUGGGUCAGAUCCAGCUUUCCAUGGCAAAAUGGGCUACCAAUUCGAAAUUGCUGAAGAAGCUAUGGGAAGACACAAAGAUAGCAUACGCCCAGAAAACACGAAUUCUCGGAGUAGACUGGGACACCACAAAGGACGAAUUCACCAUAGACUAUAAUGACGUCGUUUCGGAUGCAGUGGAACGCCCCGGUACAAAAUGCCUGCUACUUGCCGCAACAUCCCGUUUCUACGAUCCUCUCGAAUUAUUCGCACCCGUCUCCAUUACCAGGAAAAUCAUUUUCCAAGACACUUGGCUCCGCGGACUCCAAUGGGAUGAAGUUCUGCCAGCAGACAUCUCAACUCAUUGGAAUCACUGGGUAGAAGACCUACAGCAUUUGUCAUUUGUGUCCAUACCAAGAUGGAUCAAAACGACAAGAUUUAACCUACAUCUAGCAAAAAUCCACGUCUUCUGCGAUGCUAGUGAGCGCGCCUAUGGUGCUGUUAUUUACAUCCGUACCAAUCUUCCAUCGGGCAUUUCCAUGUGUCUUCUCUGUAGCAAAGCUCGUCUAGCCCCCAUCAAAAGGGUUACCUUACCUCGGCUAGAACUGCUUGCAGCCUUGGUGGGUUGUUGCCUGCUAAAAUACGUUACUACUGAAACCAACCUUCAAAGAGAGGACGCUGUCCUUUGGAGUGACGCCAAGGUGAUCUUAGGCUGGAUUCGUGGACACCCCAAUCGAUGGAAGACCUUUGUACAAAACCGAGUGAAGGAGAUUCAAAGCUUCACCAACCCAAAUCAAUGGCGCCAUUGUCCUGGCACAGACAAUCCAGCUGACCACCUAUCCCGAGGCCUAACGGCAGAAUACCUACGCAGUUACACUUUCUGGUGGCGCGGACCUCAGUGGUUAUCACAAACAAAAGAAUACUGGCCAACCAAUGACCAUCCGCCACCAUCAGAUUGCACCGCAGAGGAACGCAAACAUGUGGUCACCCUGCACACUGCAGCCCAUAUCGAGUUGUUAGAUACAUCUCGCUUCAGUAGCUACAUACGCCUCCUCCGAGUAACAGCCUGGAUCCUCCGCUUCAUUACACUUUGCAAAAUUCACCCCCCGGAAUAAUCACUCACAAGGAGAACUCUCAGCAGACGAAGUAAGCUCAGUGAGAGACCACUGGAUCAGAUCAGUACAGAAGACAUAUUUCGCUGAUGAGUUAAUAGCACUCAACUCCGGUACACUCAUUUCAGAAAAAUCACCCAUUUAUCGCUUCCACCUAUUCCUGUCCAAUGGGAUCCUAAGAGUAGGGGGCCGAUUGCAAUUUGCAGAUGUCUGCGCUUCCACACAGCAUGCAAUUCUACUAGAUGGCCGACACACCUUCACCCGUCUCCUCAUCAUAAACUGCCACUUACGCCUGGGGCAUCUGGGCACUCGUGUGGUUCUUGCCAACCUGAGAGAAGAUUUCUGGAUCCUGCGAGCUCACAAAGUCAUUAAGACCAUGCUGCAUAGAU